This is a messenger RNA of Ostrinia furnacalis (Asian corn borer), 1782 nucleotides long. RefSeq lists its product as uncharacterized. The record is from RefSeq and is a predicted model, not a curated record. The transcript has 10 exons. NCBI's taxonomy places the organism in Eukaryota, Metazoa, Arthropoda, Insecta, Lepidoptera, Crambidae. Gene Ontology annotation, molecular function: DNA binding. Gene Ontology annotation, biological process: regulation of transcription by RNA polymerase II. Gene Ontology annotation, cellular component: nucleus. The coding region runs from base 385 to 1782 and encodes 465 amino acids.
AUUGUAGCGGUGGACGGGCGCAAAACAAACGGAAUUAAAAAACCUCGAGAGACGGUCUGCCGCGAACGACAGAGCGAGAGCGGCAACUUUGCACUCUUCAUUUGUGCACCAAUCGAGAAAAAAUUCAAUAAAGCUCGCUUCCUUUUGUCUAAUUGCCUAUGUAAACCUACGUAUAACUGCGAUUGUUCGAUCCCGCGAUACUCCACGGAGAAAAUGGGGCUUCUCUUGGUUGUUUCGUCUUGUGGGAAUGAAGUUUUGAGUAAAUAUUGUAUUAGUUCUUGUUUAAAAGUUUGUAGUAGUGACGGUUGCGUUUGAAUUCGAUUGCUAGCGUGAUGAUAGAUGAGGGGUAGAGGUAGUUGUGUAACGUAGUGGUGUUUUUAGGAAAUGCCGGGGCACGGCGUGUCUCAAGUGAAGUGUGAGCCGCAGUCGGACGAGGAAGACAGCAAUUCGCAGUACUCACUCGGCUACUUGACCAAUCAGCUACCUUUAAGGCAUUGUCCAAUUAAAAUAGAAAAUGGUGUCCACCACGAAAAUAAUAAUUCAGGCCACAUUUUACAAGACUUGCAGACGGGGCUGGAGGAACUGGCACCGCCAGCGCCGGCGGGCCCCGCCGCCACGCCGGUUUGCGUCAAGCAGGAGCCGCCGGACGCGCCGCCCGCGCUCACUCUCGAAAACCUGGAGCCUGCGCUCACCGCCAGCGCCACGGGCUCAACGUUGCUGGACAGACACAUGGCGCUGCUCAGCCACUCCGAGCUGGCAGAUUCCUCGGACUUCAUGCCGCUGAUGGCCGUCAAGGACGAGCCCUUGUCUGAAGGAGAGCAGCAGCUGUUCCCUGGCGAAGACUCGAGCGACUCUUGCGGCGCGCCCGAACCGGCGCCCCGAGCCAGUCCAAAGGGCUGGACGCAGCGCGACAUGGACAGCGCCCUAGACGCUCUUAGGAACCGCAACAUGAGCCUUACCAAGGCGUCAGCAACAUACGGCAUCCCGUCCACAACGCUAUGGCAGCGCGCGCACCGUCUGGGAAUCGACACGCCGAAGAAGGAAGGUGCGUCCAAGUCCUGGAGCGAAGCGGAUCUUCGUGGAGCCCUACACGCCUUGAGAGCCGGCGCCAUCUCGGCGAAUAAAGCUAGUAAAGCAUACGGCAUCCCCAGCAGCACGCUAUACAAGAUAGCGCGGCGCGAGGGCAUCCGGCUGGCGGCGCCGUUCAACGCCGCGCCCACGGCCUGGCGCCGCGCCGACCUCGAGCGGGCCCUGGCUUCCAUCCGAUGCGGCGCCGCUAGCGUGCAGCGCGCUGCUUCGCAGUAUGGCAUCCCUACCGGCACCUUAUACGGGCGGUGUAAGCGCGAGGGCAUCGAGCUGUCGCGGUCGAACCCCACGCCUUGGUCCGAAGACGCUAUGGGGGAAGCACUGGAAGCUGUCAGGGUGGGCCAGAUGUCCAUCAACCAGGCCGCUAUCCACUACAACCUGCCCUACUCGUCGCUCUACGGCCGCUUCAAGAGGAUACACGCGAGCAGCAAGUUCCCCAUACAAAACCUCCAACCACAGCAGCAGGAUUUGCACAAGAACGUGGAGAUGGAUCACCAGGCUCCUCCUCCAGAAAUGUAUUUCCAGCAGCCUUUGCAAAACCACACACAAACGGACGACAACAGUGUCUUACAGAACCAGUACUACCAGAACAACACCAUGAAUGACGUUCCCAUGCACAAUAAUAUCCACGAACAGUAUUACACGGGGCAGGCGAUGUACUACAACCAAAGUUGUAACGGUAUAGCGACCAGUUGA